Molecule: messenger RNA, 1359 nt
Organism: Polypterus senegalus (gray bichir)
Lineage: Eukaryota; Metazoa; Chordata; Cladistia; Polypteriformes; Polypteridae
Product: natterin-3-like
Exons: 4
Coding region: 1-1359 (452 amino acids)
Source: RefSeq, a predicted model, not a curated record
AUGGCCUCCUUCAUGGUUAAUAAGAGGGUUUUCUUUGUGCCACAGAUGAAGCCCGUGCUUCUGCUUGCCAUUGUUCUGCUGCAGCUGAGCUUUCCUUGUGUUCAGCUCGCCAGCUUAAAGGACAAAGAGGAACAAGGCGUGAAAAGUCAAAUAGACGUAUUUCAUUUUGAUGCUCAAAAGGGGGUUACUCUUACAAAGGUUAGCCCAGGAAGCGAGGCUAAGUCUGUAACAACAAGCAAGCUCAAAAUGUUGGAAUUAGAAGCAAAAUCCAUUCUCAAGGCCGAUCUGGGAGACGUCGUCCCUCCACUUGUCAAAGACUCCAUUCCGAUUGAGCAGGCGAAAUCAGAGAGGCAGUUGGAGCAGGAAUGGAGGAUGUCUCACGGUCUCUUUGUCGACAACGUUAACCUGCAGUGGGUCCCCUGGAAUGGCUCCCUCCCCGAUGGCGCCGUGUCCAUCCUGAACGGGUACGCCUCUCGCACAGACUACGUCUGCAAGUUCAAUUGCGAGGCUGGCUUCUACAAUCCAAACAAGGGCCCGUACUGCUUAUAUCCCUAUGCCGAUAAAGAGUUUUAUGCAUCUACAUUCGAUAUUCUGGUAAACCGGGACAAUUUUGAGUUUACAGAGUGGCUCUCGGGUUCCUACGGGUCCGUUCCAGAUGCUGGAAUCCGAACCUGUGCAGGAGUUGGCAUCUAUGUAGGAAAGAACAAGUAUGGGCUCGGUAAGGUAGUCCCUCAACACGGGGCAUUCUUCUUGCCAUGGGAGGGUAAGGAGUACUGGUACAAGAAUUACCAAGUCAUCUCCAUCAACACCGCCACCUACAGUCAGCACAUCUCUCACGUGGUGUAUGGAAUCGAUCAGAUCAAGUUCUUUCAACACCCUCCCGAAACGUUAAAGCUGUCCACGGUUGUAAACAACGAAUGCCAUACAGUCAAAAAGACGGUCAUCUUGGAGAAGACUACCGAGAUCGAGAGGCACUGGGACAUCGGUCGCUCUGUCCGCAACGACUCCCAUUCCAGCAUCAGCGCCCAGAUCCCGCAGUUGGGUGUAGGAUCCGUGGAAUUCACCAAAGAGAAAUCAUGGCAGUUUUCACAAGGCACUUCAACCGCAGAGUCUACCACCCAUAAGAUGUCCAUCGAAGUAAGUGCCCCACCUGGUCAUUCGUGCGCCGUGCGGAUGGAAGGUAAGAAGAUCAAACUGGAUAUUCCCUUCACUGCACGACUCAGCCGUACAUACAUUAAUGGGGAAACCCAGUGGACCUCCAUCUCGGGCAAAUAUGAUGGAGUGCAAGUCGGAGAACUGAAAGCCAUCGUGGAACGCUGUGAGCCAAUCGCCGAUGCCAAACCCUGUCCGGCAGCAUAA